UUGUGUCUGUUUUUGGAAUUGAGGGAUUAACAUAUAAAACCCAACUAGUGUUGAUUUUUUCCUUCUCCAUUUAUGUACUUCCUUUCUCCAAAUUUAUAUGAGACCGUUUUCGUAUCAAGUCAAACGAACUCAUAUAAAUUUGAACAAAUGAAGGAUAAUUCUGGCUCAUAGAGUCCUCAACACAUCUUCCUUCUUCACGCCCAAUUUCAAAUAGAAUGGAGAAACUAAGAAACUUGCGGAGUGUAGGUAUUAAUUUAAGCUUAGUGGCGUUAGUCAUCUUAGUAGCAGAGCCAUAUGAAUCAUCAUUCGGUUCUAGCAGGGGAUCUGUUCAUUUCGUCUUCAAAACUGAUUAUAACGGCGCUGGCAAUGGCAUGUGCGCCUCUGCCGUCACUGUUCAUGGUUAUAAAUGCCAGGAAUUUGAGGUAACAACUGAUGACGGCUACAUACUUAGCGUGCAAAGAAUUCCGGAAGGCCGUGUAGGAGAUGGUAGGCCGAACAGGCAGCCAGUGCUGUUGCAGCAUGGCGUUCUUGUGGACGGAGUAACGUGGCUGCAGAAUUCACCAGCACAAUCACCGGCAAUGAUCUUGGCGGAUAAUGGCUUCGAUGUUUGGAUUUCCAAUAUCAGGGGAACCAGAUACAGUCGUCGCCAUGUUACUCUUGAUCCUAACAGUGCGGACUACUGGAAUUGGACAUGGGAUGAUCUUGUCGUCCAUGACUUACCUGCACUCGUUGACCUUGUCUUUAAACAAACUGGGCAGAAAAUUCACUAUAUAGGCCAUUCAAUGGGCACUUUGAUGGCUUUGGCGUCGUUUUCAGAAGGGAAACAAAUAGACAAGGUAAAAUCAGCAGCUUUGCUCAGCCCAGUUGCUUACUUGAGCCAUAUGACCACUGCACUCGGUGUCGUUGCUGCUAGAGCCUUUGUUAGCGAGAUCACGACAAUAUUUGGUCUCGCAGAAUUUAAUCCGAGGGGUGAACCUGUGUCCGAUUUUCUCAAGGCAUUAUGUGCUCAAGCUGGGGUGGACUGUUAUGACUUGAUAACUGCACUUACUGGGAAGAAUUGCUGUCUAAAUGCCUCCACGGUCGAUCAUUUCUUGAAGAACGAGCCCCAGUCUACAUCAACUAAGAACCUCGUGCAUUUGUCUCAGACUGUUAGAGAUGGUGUCUUAUCGAAAUAUGACUAUGGGAGCAAUGACUUCAAUCAGGAACAUUACGGUGAAACCAAACCUCCAAGGUACAAUUUGACAAACAUCCCUCAUGAUCUUCCACUGUUUCUCAGCUAUGGAGGCCAAGAUGCACUGUCUGAUGUUCAAGAUGUUGAGACAUUGCUUGAUUAUCUCAAGUACCACGAUGUAGACAAGCUACAUGUUCAGUAUAUCAAAGAUUACGCUCAUGCAGACUUCAUCAUUGGGAUUACUGCUAAGGAUAUCGUCUAUAACCAGAUUAUUUCCUUUUUCAGAAACCAUUGAUAAACACCUUGUUGGGAUCGAAAUAACAGGCCGUUGUGGGAAAGCUAAUACAGUGAGAUUUUGUUUUAUAAAAUGUCGCAAAAUAUGUUGAUUUGUGCGCAUAUAAAAUCUAAUCAUAACUGAAAUAUAAUGUGUGAAUAUAGUAUUUUAUUGUAACUGUAUGUGUAACA
Solanum dulcamara is the source of this 1636-nucleotide messenger RNA. RefSeq names its product triacylglycerol lipase 2-like. The record is from RefSeq and is a predicted model, not a curated record. Gene Ontology annotation, molecular function: hydrolase activity, acting on ester bonds. Gene Ontology annotation, biological process: lipid metabolic process. Lineage: Eukaryota; Viridiplantae; Streptophyta; Magnoliopsida; Solanales; Solanaceae. The transcript is spliced from 9 exons. Bases 216 to 1466 code for a protein of 416 amino acids.